UUAACAAAAGUCUGUCCAGUCAAUCGAAUAAUUAUCAUUAUUUGUAAUUCCUCACCUGCUUUUAUUUUAAAAACAGCGCACUUGGAUGGAUCUUCACAUUUCUGAAUCACUAACAUGACCGAAGUGAAAUGUUUAAGAGGAGAAGCUGGCGAUUCAGUGCUCGAUUGGUCUUGUAAAGGAGAGGAUGAGGUGUUCAGCAUUUGUGGACACUGUCAAUCGUGUGUCCUCUUUGAGAAGCUGCACCACUCCACCCAGUGGAUGAAAAAGGCUGGAGGAGCAUCCCAGAUGAAGUUUCUCACUGGCGUUCUGGUGCAAUGCCGCAACCUUCAAAUUCUGGAGAAACUUCAGAGUGUUUUACAAGUCACGUCAGGCAAGGACUUCACAUAUGCCAGGUCCAGAGGCCAGAUCAGCCGAUCCGAGGAAUGCAUAUGGAGCAUGGAUGGAGCCCUGGACACAAAACCGAAAGGAAUGGACGCGGAAACCUGGGAAUGGUUUAGGAAGAGCCCAGACUGGAUCAAGUCCAAGUAUGUGCUGGGGCUCUUGUCUGUAUGUGAUACCUCUCUUUUGCACAUGUUAGGAAAUCUGGUGCAUAUCUUGAUUGUUAGGGAGAAACACAAAUUUCUACAAUUCAACAGUUCUGUGACAGAGUCACAAGUCUCCUACCGCGCAGAAUCUGACCACACAGAUCUGGAUCUUCUCAUCCAAGCAUGUUCUGAAUAUAAGUCAGCUGACAUGCAUCAAGAAGCUUACGAUGGCAGUCAAACAGGUGUCUUAAAACAGGAGCUUUUACAACAGCUAAAUGACUCCAAAUCUCUCAAGAGUAUCUGUGAUGAGAUUGAGCUGGACAUUCAGAAUGUAGACCCCUGGAAGAGAAGAACAAAAAGCCAAGAUUCAGACUCCGACCGAUUGGACGAUCCAGAUCCUGCCCUCACUGUUGUUCCCAGGUCGUCAAAAUCUCUGUCAGGGGUCAGCCGUCAUAGAGAUUUCAUUAGAAGCCUGCCAGUUGACAUUGCAAAGAGGAUUUUAGGGCUUUUGGAUAAGGUCUCACUGUAUAGCUGCAGGCGUGUGUCCUUGCACUGGCAAAGCCUAACAGAGGAGGUCUUAACUGAGAUGGAAGUAAAGAAGUGUGUUGAGAAACAGGCCAUGAUUCUGCAGGGUAACUCAGCCUCUAAGGUCAACCCUGUUUAUGCAAAGAUCUGUAAUGUUGUAGUGCCGAUCGGUCAGGAGGACAAGUGCUUUCAGCAUGGAGAAUCUUUCCCCAAACAUAAGCUGUUACAAGAGCAAGAUUUGGAUUCCGUCUAUAAAGGAUUUAACACCAAGAACGUGCGAUUGGAAGAACGCAACGUGUACUGUGGAGUGUAUAACAUAUCAGUCCUGUUGGAAAGAGAAGAUCCCAGUAGAGUGAUGCAUUAUGCUGGGGGGCAGCUGGUGGCGGUUGGCUCCAAGGACCGUAUAAUCAGGCUGCUGCAUGUUCCAUCACUAAAAGAGAUUCCUCCAGUGAUCCAAGGACAUGCAGGUAGUAUAAGAGCCGUGCUGGUUUGUGAAGAGAGAGACCUAGUUAUAAGCGCCAGCUAUGACCUCAGUAUCAGGUGCUGGAAUCUGAAGACAGGUGUAUGUAUAAUUAUUUUUAAUGGACAUUUUGGCACUAUAAACUGCCUGGAUUUAUAUGAAGAUAGACUGGUGUCUGGAGCCAAAGACUGUAGAGUUAAAGUGUGGAACCUACUGACUGGGAAGUGUGUUGAGAAUCUGAAGUUUAAACACCCUAAACCAAUCAUGUGUGUGAGGAUUAAUGAAACUCUGGUGAUUAGUAGCUGUGCUGGAGGUCAGAUCAGAAUAUGGAGCAUGGAGACAGCAUCACUAAUGAGGCAAAUCAGUGGCCACCAGGGGGCAGUGCUGUGUCUGUGCAUCGAUCAGUGGCAUAUCCUCUCUGGGGGUUCAGAUGGGGUGGUCAAGGCAUGGAGCACCAACUCUCGCUUCAAGAAGUGCCUGAGGAUCUUCCAGCAUCCGAAAGAGGUUUUGACCAUGUCUUUCCUGUUCCUGCGGAUCAUUACUGGCUGCAUGGAUGGAAAGAUCCGGAUCUUCAACUUUUUAACUGGAGACUGCCUGAGAGUUAUUAAGACAAACAUGAAGCAAUGCCCCGUCCUUUCUCUGCACACGCACCACAACACUGUGGUUGUAAACAACAGAAGCAGUAUUCUAAUGCUUCAGUUUGCAGAGGUUCACUGGGACUACUCUGCCAGUCCUGUGAGGAAUUUUUUGGAGCAGUCCCACGUCUCCGCUGAGAAUGUGCUUCGGAGUGCUGAACGGAUGACUCAAGGGAGCUCAUCCACACUGAAAAGUCAUCCUCAGCAGGAGUCCACAAGGGCGGCGACAUGGAGUCAACUCCAGGCUUGUUGUCAUAGCAGGGCCUCCAUCAGCACACAGUCUGAGUCCCGCACCAGGCCUCGAUCCGUUCUUUCAGCAGGCAGGCCUGUCAGUGGAUACAAGGACUUUCAGAACAGAGUCAGCCAGACACAAAACACUUCCACCAGAAGUUUGGAUACCAAACGCUCGGUACUCAGCCGGAGUGAGAAGGCAGCCCGAGAAAGGGUGAGAAAACGAGGUCCUCACCAUCCAAUGACCCAAGACCUAAUCCUGCUAAGGACCAGCAGUGCCCAGCAGGGCCAGUACAGUGACCUGGCAAGGUCCAACAUGGAGCUGAAUGCCAGAGUACGCGAUGCCUGGGGACCUGAUUCAUCUAAAGAACCAUCGUUUCGAAACACCACCAAAAAAAACCCUGAAAUCCAUAGCCCAUUCACUACCCAUAGCAUUGACCUCAGACUUCAGAGCUCCUCACAUUCCAGACAGACCUGCUUUACCCCCCACUCCCUUCCCAAACAGUCCCAGAGAGCAAUCAAAGUAGCCAGAUCUAGAACAAACAAGAUCGGCCCACUGAAAACAACUUCCCCUGAAGAUGACAAGACACCACAACGAUUGUUUCUGAGGCGACCCUCCAUGCCCACACAUUCCAAUGAAGAUUUUGAAAUGACCAACAAGUGUAGUUCAUAUCACGUCCCACUAAACCCCUUCAGGGAACAAGCAGACUUUCAACUGAGGACGGACACUCAACUGGAGGCUUACAUUCACGAGUGUAGCAGGCAGCAGCAGAGUUACAAUCAUGGCAGUGGUGAUGACCAAGCUAAAACUGUUUGGAAGCAGAGGAGUCACUGUCAUCAGUAAGGUACUAAAAUCUAAAGGCAUGGCACUUUUGUCAUAGUGUAAAAAGUCAAAACUGAAUUCUCAGUUUAAAAUGUUGAACUCUGUAGAGGUAACAUAUAUAAUAACAUAAUACAAUAUUUAAAAUAUUAUGUUGCAUUUGGUUGAAAAUCUCAUUUAAGAGGGUAACUCUGUUUAGAAUAUAAAGAGGCAACAGUACAAGCUGAUCAUUAGCUAGACCAUUUGGAACCAGGUCUAUAAGCUUCUACUAGGUAAAAACCAUGAUCCAAAACACAGCUAAAUUGUUGGAUGUAGCAUUAUAUCUAUGCAAAUUGAGCUAAUUAGUGCCAUGUUUUUCUUUUGUGUCUUUUUUGUAUACUUGAACAUGUUUGCUAGGGGGCAGCAAAGUACAAAUUAAAAUAUCAAAUCAAAUCAUAUCAAAUGAAUAUUAUUCUAUGGGUGGUAUGUAACUAAUGAAUAUUAUUUAAAAUAGUUGUAAAUAUUUACAUUUUAAAGGAUAUUUUGCCUUACACUGUAAUCUUUAUACAUUUACUUGUGUGUUUUAAGAAUGUCUGAUUAUUUCAGACCGUUCAUCACCAGUCCUGCAUGCAUGUACAAACACUGACUUCUACCUAAUUAAUGAGAGAUGCUGACAAGAAGUGUACACAUAUUUUGCUGAUGUUGGAGAGACAAAAUAAAUUACAUUUGCCACA
This is a messenger RNA of Puntigrus tetrazona (Sumatra barb), 3908 nucleotides long. It is a transcript of the gene fbxw10, whose product is annotated as F-box and WD repeat domain containing 10. The coding region runs from base 115 to 3219 and encodes 1034 amino acids. NCBI's taxonomy places the organism in Eukaryota, Metazoa, Chordata, Actinopteri, Cypriniformes, Cyprinidae. Gene Ontology annotation, molecular function: protein binding. The transcript is spliced from 14 exons. The record is from RefSeq and is a predicted model, not a curated record.